AUGCAAAUUAUGGUCCAAUUUACGCAUUUUGAACUGCUGGUUCUUCGUCAGUGUCGCAGACACAUCCUCCGGGUCCACCACAUGAACAUCCUCGUUCGAAGCAUCGCCAUCCUUUAUGACUACCACCUUCAGCACCUGCUGCGGAUAUCGGUCCAGCUGCAGGUUUUUUCUUCGAGUCGCGGAAAGCUUCUCGAACUCUGUAGCAGCCGUCUCCUUCGACGUCAACACGUCCGGCAAUUGAUACUCAAAGCAAUUGAGAACACUCUGUUUAGCCUGGUGCCGCACCGUCUCCUCCGAGACCUUGAGCGGAUUCGCAAACGACUCCGCUAUAUUAGACUUGUACGUAGCUAUUUUUGUCUUGUAAUGGCCCUCGCCCUCGUCGCUCCCCAAACUUCCAAAAUACAACCUCUGGUAAUCAUCGAGCGGGCUGUCCGAAAGAACCACCUCAUCGAGAUUCACAUGAUGCACUGGGAAUCGCGGCGUUCCGUUGUCCUGAACCAACGCCAUCCUCCAAACAGCGCCUUGAUUGUUGGUAGCAAAAAAAUGAUAUCAAGAAAUGUGGCAAAAAAUUCACUCAAAACUCACUUCACCAAUAUCCUCCCUUCAAGUUUAUAUACAAUACAAUAA
Messenger RNA from Zygotorulaspora mrakii, 627 nucleotides. RefSeq lists its product as uncharacterized. The transcript has a single exon. Bases 1 to 627 code for a protein of 208 amino acids. NCBI's taxonomy places the organism in Eukaryota, Fungi, Ascomycota, Saccharomycetes, Saccharomycetales, Saccharomycetaceae. The record is from RefSeq and is a predicted model, not a curated record.